This is a messenger RNA of Pleuronectes platessa (European plaice), 12036 nucleotides long. RefSeq names its product nuclear receptor coactivator 2 (gene ncoa2). The record is from RefSeq and is a predicted model, not a curated record. Gene Ontology annotation, cellular component: nucleus. Lineage: Eukaryota; Metazoa; Chordata; Actinopteri; Pleuronectiformes; Pleuronectidae. The transcript has 23 exons. Bases 4024 to 8616 code for a protein of 1530 amino acids. Gene Ontology annotation, molecular function: nuclear receptor binding; protein dimerization activity. Gene Ontology annotation, biological process: cellular response to hormone stimulus; positive regulation of transcription by RNA polymerase II.
AGUUAACACGCAGGCCUGUCACAAGACGAGCUCCACAUUUUCUCAAAAACACGUUGCAAUCAGCUGUGCAUACAAAUUGUUCUUCCUUCUCACAGCCUCUCUCACACUUGUGUUCUUCAUUACAGGACUGUUUCGGUUUCCACACACAUUCGGUUUCUCUUGUCGUUAUGACUCACCUCUUUAUGACGCUGAGUCUUAUCAGUCUCAUUAUGCCUCUUACACGUUGGUGUUUACUGUCCCUGAGGUCACAGCUGACGGAGCUAGCUGUCGCUACUGGAGCAACAGAUGCAGGGGCACCUGGCACCGGGUUGCAUCUGCUUCAGAGAAGCCCAUUGAAAUCUGCUGGCAGGGUUUCAAAGUGUAAUAAGUAAUAGGGUUUUAUGUGAGGAUCUCUGUGUACACUGAUCUCACCAAGACAAAUGGUCUGCCUGAGCUAACAACAGCAAGAGCUUCAGUUCUUUUAAUGCACUCGUUAAGUUGUUUUCAAUAAGGUCCUCUUGAACCAUGAGUGUGGUAUAGCGUAUUUACUUAGAUAUUUUAUAUAUUUUUUUAACUAUAUUUAUGCAAAAUAUAACACUUAUAGGCAAACACUGUUUCAGUUGGUAUUUUCUUAUGAUUUGUUUGGCAUGCAUCAAAUAUACCCAAAACUGUGUAAAUAAAGUGUGUAAAUAUUUCAUACCCACCUUUUUUAUAAUAAUUUUCAUCAAAGUUGGAGGAAAAUGAAACGUAAUGAAAAAUAAAUAGCUACUGCCCUGAUACUCAUCACAAUUCCAGCAUCCAUUCCCUUCUGUAUGCUUGGAAUCCUACCAAUAUGCUCUUCUAGGUUCUCUUAUUUGCUACUUAAACAUUGAUUUUGUUACUUAACGUGUAGCGAGUUGUAUUUGUGUUCUUUGAUGUCUGGCACUUUCAGACAGAAAUUAUAGACAAGAGCCCCUCUAUAGAUCCUGUCUAUGCCUUAAUGUGGUGCUUUCUGGAUAUGUUGUCAUUUUUUAAGCCAUGCAUUUAACAUCUCCUCAGAGAAACUCCAUACAACCACAAUAUGGUGGUGACCCCCAUUUCCAGUUCAUGGAUUUAAACCAGCAGCUUAUAAACCACUUCUCAACCUUUAAUCCGUCACAAGCUCCAUUGUGGGUGAAACGUAUAUUUUUGGUUACCUUGUUCCAGAUUACACAUGAGGAAUUAUUUUCUUGGUUGAUUAAUCUAAUAGUGUUAUUUACCACGCUCCACCCAAACCCAGCCCCCAUCACAAACAUCUAUUGAUUAUUGGUUAGGAGGGCAAUCUUGACCAGACCUUGGUGUGACUAGAGCCAUGAGGCUAAGUGUUUUCAUUAGGGCAUUAGACAUCAGCCUUGAUUCUUAUUAAAUUGGAGGCCAUCAGUGGGCUGUUGUGAGGGCACCCAGUAGAGGCUCCAUUGGUGUUUAGCCUCUCCGUGACCUGGUCAUUUUGGUCAAUUUCUAGCACAUUUACUCUCUCCCCGUUGUCCUGUCUGAACCUGAUUAGCCAGCUCAUUAGCAUUGUUAGCCAAGCCUGGGUGAUGAAACCUUUCACUCGAGCUUCUUUCAUUCAUGCACUGAACUCCGCGGAUCCUCCGGACUUUCUCUAGGGGAGGUGCAAGUGUGUGGCUCUACAGUUUCUGCUGACUAGCAUAAAGUGAGUAGAAAUUCAGGAGAAUUCGAUGUGUGAACACAGCAGAGAAUCCCACUCUGGAUCCACGGCAAGCAUGGGGGGUUGAUGACUCUUCUGACGCAUGACAGACGCAAAAAUUAUAAAAACAAAAUUGAAAACAAAUUUCCCCCGGUGAACACGUAGAAGACACCGAAGACAUUACGACAGCAUAUGUUGAACUUAAAUUUUAGCCCGUCGAUGUUUUGCAGUUCAGUGGUUCCGUGUUGUAGGUUGUCACGCCCAUCAGCUGAUUCUAUAUUAAACAUAGCAAACAUGUCCAGUUCCUUUUGCUUUCUUUUCAUUUCCUGAAAACUUCCUCCAAAUGCCCAAAGGAGCUUUUUGCAACUCACCUGCAUAUUCAGAUGUACUACUAAGCUUAUGUUUUGGCAGACUGGGAUAAUGCAGUGUUUCAGCCCUUACCAUUUCCACUUGCCACACCGUGCAUGGCCCCCACCCCUGGUUUAAGAAGGGCUUGAACUUUUAACCGAUGAUCUUCGACCUCCCUUUCAAUACCAACAGAUGGUUUAACUCCAAGUGUAUUUGCCAAAUCAGAGUCUCACAUUAUCCAAUAUCAGGAUUUAUGUCUAUUUCUCUUGCUUCGUCGAUCUUUGUGACUUUGCAUAUUUGUGUUUGUUAUUUCUAUUAUUUUAUAACAGGCCCUUACUUUUCACUUACAAGUAGCUUCACUUGAUUGUGUAAUGCAAGUAUUCAGGGGUAACAUGAAACCCAAUUAAAGCAACAGUAACCGGCUUGGCAGAGUGGUUUGUGUUUGUUUGUUACACCAUGUGUCAUUCAACACUAUUGUGCCAAGCACAAUAGCUCUUAAAGGAUAGAGCGUUGCCUGAGAGAAACAGUCUAUUCCUGAUUAGAUCUUCAGCCGGGUUUUCUUUGCAUGUGUACUUUUUGUAUGCCUUGCCAGUAUGACUUGGAUCACUCCACUACUGUCACCAGUGGGUCUUUACCCCUGAUGUUACAGAAAGCUUUGGUCUGACUCAGCUGCUCUAAAAUAGGAGGGAUGGUUUGGUGCAGUCAUUUCCCACAUUUGCUCACAUGGUGCAUUAAACUCAUAUUGAAACAUAUAUUUAUUUAGUUAUUUUAGUUUAGACACAGGCUACCAUACCAAGGCUCUGGGAUUGCAGGUUUUUUUUCUGUUUGUUAUGCAAGAUUACGCAAAAACUACUCUAAUACUAAUUUUCCGGAGGGCUGGGUAUGACCCAAGGAAAGAACAUUUAAAUCUUGGUGCAGAUCCAGAUCAGGGGAUGGAUCCAUAUCUUAACCGUUGCAAGAUUUGGGCGUUUUUCAACAUUUUCUCAGAAUAAUUCAUGGAUCUUAAUUAAAAAAAAAUUCAGUGAGUGUGAUCUAGUGAAUACUAGUUAAAGUAUUGUUACUGGAUCUAAAGAUACUCUCUUUAGUAUUUUUCUGUAUUUUCUCUCUCUGAUUAAUUUCUUCCUAUUGUAGCUUCUAAUUGAUUGUCUGAGAGGAAUCCACUGUGAUCAUGGCUUUUCUGAGUGAUUGACUUGAGUAAACAAAGAACAGACUCAUCUCACUGUCAUUCACGUUAUAUUUUGGUCCAGUCUGAGUAAACAAAGAACAGACUCAUCUCACUGUCAUUCAAGUUAUAUUUUGGUCCAGUCUGCGCGUUAACAAAAAAAAAGAUUUCUGUUAAACUAGUUCACUGGAGUGUUUUCACACUCCGCCUUAUUCUGUCACUCAGUCCACAGAUUAAGGCCUGGACUGUGACUGAGCAUGUGACAGUAUUAAAACCCAGAGGAAAUUCCUCCAGAGGAUGAGAACUAAGGGAAGGAAAUGGAAAAAGGAAUAGAGGAAGGUGGAGUUGAGAAAUUCAGAGUUAUGAAAUUACAUAAAACAGAUGAGAUUGACUGUAGCAUUUGUGACUAUCCGUGACUAUUUAUGGCUGGACUAUAUUUGAUGCUAGGCUGUGUGCUGAAGCAGAGGACUUUGUGUUUAAACUGUACAUGCUGUUGCCUUCUGUUUUCAGCGGUGACUCAUCACCGAUUUGGGCUGUUUCCCUGUCGUGUGCUGCAGUUCAGGAUACAGAAUAUCACCUUUCUUCAUGGCUUCCAGCUAUGGACUUGUGCAGGGUUCAAAAUGGGAAUCGGUUUUCUCUUGUUAUGUCAGCACAUGACAUCACGUGAAUGCAUUCCUCAGCUGGCUCACUUGGCAGCUGUGGUUUGAAACCCAUGGGUCAGUAAACAUUACUCAGUGGGAAUGGCUCUACGAGUUUGAAGUAUGACGGAGAAGUGGAUGAUGCUUAAAGGUUUCAUAGCAUUACUGCCCUGCAGCCAUGGCCUGAGGGACUCUCUGGACUACAACCAAGACGCUGAUAUGCAUUGAGGAUGAGUGGAGUUGGUGAAAACCCAUCUGACCCUGCCAGGGCAGAGUCAAGAAAACGCAAAGAAUGUCCUGCUGAACUUUUAGGACCCAGUCCCAAGCGAAGCAACGAGAAGCGCAACCGCGAGCACGAGAACAAAUACAUCGAAGAGCUCGCCGAGCUGAUCUUUGCCAACUUCAACGACAUCGACAACUUCAAUGUCAAGCCUGACAAAUGUGCAAUCCUGAAGGAAACUGUGAAACAAAUCAGACAAAUAAAGGAGCAAGAAAAAGCUGCUGCAGCAAAUGAGGAGGAGGUGCAGAAGGCCGAUGUGUCAUCAACAGGCCAAAGUUUGAUUGACAAAGAAGCCUUGGGACCAAUGAUGCUGGAGGCCCUGGACGGCUUCUUCUUCGUGGUGAACAUGGAGGGCAACAUCGUGUUCGUGUCGGAGAACGUGACCCAGUACCUGCGCUACAACCAGGAGGAGCUGAUGAAUACCAGCGUCUACAGCGUGCUGCACGUCGGUGAUCAUGCCGAGUUCAUCAAGAACCUGCUGCCCAAAUCCCUCGUGAAUGGCGUCCCGUGGUCCAGCGACGGUCCGAGGAGGAACAGUCACACGUUCAACUGCCGAAUGCUGGUCAACCCCCUCAGCGAGAGCCAGGACGAGGCGCACGAGCCUCAACAGCAGAAAUACGAGACCAUGCAGUGUUUUGCCGUUUCGGAGCCCAAGUCCAUCAAGGAGGAAGGAGAUGACUUCCAGUCGUGCCUGAUCUGUGUGGCUCGCAGGGUGCCCAUGAAGGAAAGACCUGUGCAUCCCACGCCUGAGAGCUUCACCACGCGCCAGGACCUGCAAGGUAAGAUUACGUCCCUGGACACCAGUCUGCUGCGGGCGUCCAUGAAACCAGGCUGGGAAGAUCUGGUGAGGCGCUGCAUCCAGAGGUUCCACCUACAGAAUGAUGGAGAGAUGUCUUUUGCCAAGAGACAUCAGCAGGAAGUGCUCCGACAUGGCCAAGCGUUCAGCCCCAUCUACCGGUUUUCCCUCUCGGACGGAACCAUCGUGUCAGCCCACACCAAGAGCAAACUUGUGCGCUCGGCCGCCACCAACGAACCCCAGCUUUACAUGUCCCUGCACAUUUUACAGAGGGAGCAGACAGUAUGUGGAAUGGGCCAGGAUAUGGGUCCUGGCAGUCAGGCCACAGGGAUGGCUCCAAAACCGAUGAACUCCUCUACUCCCUCCAUGACUCCUCCAACCCCAGGCAGUUUGCCAGGUUCGGGGCCUCAGGGCCAAGACAUUACCUUUAGCAGCAACAGCACGCCUUUUUCACCCCCAGGGCCCGCUGGACCCAGAGAACCAGCAGCCAUGGGCCAUAUGCAGGGCUACCGUUUUGGCUGCCCCCCACCACACAACCACACUGGUGGCAUGCAGCCACCACAGCAGAGCCCAAACUGGAGAAUGAACAGCCCCUCUCGCGCUAGCCCAAGCCCAGCCGGAGGGCCACAUCCGCCUCAACAGAACUCAAUGCUGUCACCCAGGCACCGAGGUAGUCCCGGGGGGGCGGGCAGCCCUCGUGUAGCAGGAGGCCUGCACUCACCAUCCCCAGUCGGGAUGUGUGGCGGAGGACCUGGAUCAGCAGCCGGUAGUAGCACCACUAGUGCCCAUGCUAACAGCUACACUAGCAGUUCUCUUUCAGCUCUGCAGGCCCUAAGUGAGUGUCAUGGUGUAGGACACGGGCACGGGCCCCCUCACACACACACACUGGGGUCUCCAGACCGGAAGAUGGGCUCCCCAGCAGGGGUCACACAGGGAUCCGGGGUAAACUCUCAUUUGAUGUCAAAAAUGGGAGGAGGCUGUGGAGCUGCAGGUGGCACAGGAGACUCAUUUGUUCCUCACACAGAAGUGGGUCAGGGCCACACACAGGGUCAGACAGAGGGCAACCUAGGUGAGGCCAAGGAGGAGAGGGAAGGGGCGCCUGAGUGCCAUGACGCUCACAACCGUCUUCAUGACAACAAGGGCCACACCAAACUACUACAACUUCUCACCACCAAGCCAGAGCCUCUAGAGACACCCCUGUCCCCUGGCGCAGGAGGUGAGGGCAAAGACCAGGCUGGGACCGGGGUCAGAGGUGGCCCCACGGGAGGAAACACUCAUGCCACAUCCCUCAAAGAAAAACACAAAAUCCUCCACCAGCUGCUGCAGAACAGUACGUCUCCUGUAGACCUGGCCAAACUCACUGCAGAGGCCACAGGCAAAGAGCUGGGCCAAGACCAAACCCAGGGUGCUGGUAGUACAGCUACUGGGGCAGACAUUGCUCCAAAGCAGGAGCCACUGAGCCCUAAGAAGAAGGACAAUGCCUUGCUACGCUACCUACUGGACAAGGAUGAUAAUGCACUGAAGGACAAGCUCCCUAAACUGGAGCCUGGGGAGGUGAAGGUUGAAGGUGGCAAAAACACCCAUGUUAAGCAGGAGAAACAAGACUCAGGAUACGACCGGGCUGAGCAGUCGUCGGAGCUGGAUGACAUCCUGAACGACCUGCAGAAUGCACAGCCACAGCUCUUCUGUGAGCCGCGGCCCGUUUCGUUGCCCAGUCCCAUGGACAAGCAGAACAUCAUCAAUGACAUCCUGCAAAUGUCCGAGAACAACCCCGCCAUGGUGGCACAGCAGCAGCAGCACCGGGGCAUCGGCCCUGGCAUGGCACCAACUAACUUCGGGGGUGUCCGACCAGGCCAGCCAACCAGGGGUCUGCCUGUGAGGAGUGUUUCUCUGGAAAUGUCCCCCCAGCAGCCCUCGUUACAGUAUCCCAUAAGGGCCACAAGCCCAUACACCCUUAUGCAGCAGCAACAGCAGCAAAGCAUGGUGGGAAAUCACAGCAUGAUGGCUAACCAGGCCGGUAUGGUGAACACAGGACUCCUGGCUCCCGGUGGUCCACGGCCGGGCAUGCAGCAGCAGCAGGAGGGCUGGGUGGCUUCAGCCUCUGCCCCUCCUCUGGGGGCCUCUGGGCCUGGGCAGCCAGGAGCCAUGCAGGGCCGUAUGGGGCCAAACGGAGCACCCAUGAGGCCCAACAGCCAACCAGGGCCCCGGCAGAUGCUCCAGUCCGCGAUGAUUGCCAACGCCCAACCUGAAAUGGAAAUUGGUAUGGUCAGCCACCAUUUCACCCAGCAACAAGCUCCACCCAAUCAGACCGCCCCAUGGCCAGACAGCAUGAUGCCCAUCGACCAGACAGCGUUUGUAAACCAGAACAGCAGGCCGGUGCACUCGGCGCCCCAGGAUGACUUGCUGUGCAGUACGGGGCUCAGCUCUGGGGAGGGCAGUGGAGUCGACGAGGGGGCUCUGAUGUCCCAACUCUACACAGCACUUAAAGAUUUUGAUGGCUUGGAGGAACUCGACCGUGCCCUGGGGAUCCCUACUCUGGUAGAACAGAACCAAUCCCUGGAGCCGGAGCCCCCCAUGUACACCCAGCAAUUUGGUCCCCCACCAUCCCACAUGCCUCAACGGGGCUACCCUGGUGCUCCCUUGCAAGAACCAGGCUUCCACCCCAUGUCUGGUCAGAUGGGUCCAAGGCCGAGUUAUCCCAUGAUGAGGAUGCAGACGCGCCCAGGACUAAGGCCCACGGGGGUCCCUAGCCAACCCAACACAUUAAGGCUGCAGCUUCAGCACCGGCUACAGUCACAGCAGAACCGUCAGCCCAUAAUGACUCAGAUGAGUAGUGUGUCAAAUGUGAACUUACCUCUCAGAGUCAGUGCUCCAAACCAGGGGAGCAUCAAUGCUCAGAUGCUGGCGCAGCGUCAGCGGGAGUUGCUGAGUAAUCACCUGCGACAGAGGCAGCAGCAGCAGGUCCAACAGGCUCAGCAGGUCCAGCAGCAAAGGAGCAUGGCCAUGAGGGGGCCGGGCCUCAACUUGCCUCCCAACAUGGCUGCCGGAGGAAUGAGUAAUCCCCGGAUUCCCCAGGCCAACCCCCAGCAGUUCCCCUACCCGCCCAGCUACGGUACCAGUACAGGCCUGGCCUCGCCACCUCCUUCUACCAGUCCCUUUUCCUCCCCUAUCUCUCCCAGCCUGCCCUCUCUCCCCCCCAACCCCCAGCUCCACAUGCAUGGCACCUCCUCCUCUUCCUCCACCUCCUCCUCCUCCCAGAUGAUGAUGGGAAACACAAGCAUGAUGGGCGGACAGUACGGGGCCGUACUCAGCCCCCAAAUGCAGCACAGUGCCUUUCAGUUUCCCAACUCAGGUAUGAGCCAACAAGCAGACGGAGGCUUCGGAGGCCCCGGCACACCACAGAGCCCGCUGCUUUCUCCUCGCAUGGCCCACACGCAGUCCCCCAUGAUGCAGCAGGGACAAGGAAAUGCUGCUUUCCAGGGGUCUCCUGACAUGAACGGCUGGCCACAGGGUAACAUGGGAGGCAACAGUAUGUUCUCACAGCAGCAGGCAUCUCCACAGUUCACCCAGCAGAGUAACAGCAACAUGUACAACGGCAACGGUUUGAACCUCAACAAUGUCUCCAUGGCCAACAACAUGGCACCGAGCAGCAUGGGCCAGAUGGCCGGACAGAUGAGCGUCACGUCCAUGGCCUCAGGUCCCUCACCCAGUUUGCCCUCCAUGGGGCAAGAACAGAAGUACUGUUGACCCUCAUGGAGUUCUCAACCUGAACCUCAGUGAUCAGCUGGUGCAAGGAGAGCGUCGGCCCCUUUUGAAAAAUUGUACAAACAUGUAAAACCAACCGACCGUCCCUUGAACCAGCCAGGCCGUUCCCCCGACCCCGUCUCCCCCAGCCAAAAUUUUUGCCGUGUGUCCCGGCUGGGCCGCCUCAGCAGCCUCACAGAGGAGCCCGGCCCAGAACAGACGCAGGAGCGCGGAGAGGGCUUGUGGUGAAGGAUCGUGGAUCCUGGUCCCAACACGCCUCACCCUCCUGGAGGAGCCAGUCUGUCUGCCUGUCCGGCUGCAUUCACCGUAGUGUGACUUACUGUAGGCCUCCUGGUGGGGGACACUGACUUUAGGGGGCAGCAGUGGGUGAGAUCCCUCGUUCUGAUGAAUGUAUUCCUCUCAGUGGACAACGGCCAUUUACAAUCUCAUCUCAAAAACGACAUACACUGAUUUUUUUCUUUUCUUUUCUUUUCUUCUCUCACACAUUUGUGACAUUUCCACAUAGUUCCAAAAUGGCAGCAAAGACUCCAAGUUAUGUUCAGAAUUAUGGAUGGAGCUCGAACACUUAGCCGGUUUUGCCUUUUUGCUGUUCUUUAUUUUAUUACUAUGAUUUUAGUUUGUUUUUGUUUUUUUCCUGUGAGAAAUAAGAUGUAGAUUGAAGAUAUGGUUGAAAAAACUGAUCUUGAAAAACACUGCAGAAUAAUGGUUUGAGUGGAAUUGUGAUUUGUAUGAUUAGACUAAUUUAGUCAAGAGGUUUCUAUAGUGUAUUAAAUUAAGUUUUAUUUUUCUGUAUAGAUUCAUUUUAAUUAUUGUAGAUGAUUCUUUAUCCUAGUAGCAAUGAGAAAAGAUAUUUCUAAAAGUGUGAACAAAGCACUUUUUUAUAUAAUUUUAACAGUAAUGGUUGUAUUCUUUCUGAGCAGAUUCUUCUUUUAACCUGAGUCAUGGAUUAUGCUUUGGUCCUGUAGUUUCAGAAGAAGAUGUCAAAGUCAAUUAUGGUUUAAAAAUGAAUUACAGAGAUUGUACAUACCAAUAAGUAAGACAUUUUCUUUCCUAUUUAUUUUAUUCCUUAUGGAUUUGUGUUCCUCCUGUCUGGUCACAACUGCCUCUUGAAGCAGAGCAAGAUUUUGUUUUAUUUUUAUUCCUGAAUUUUUGUUUUUUGUGUCCUCUGUUGUUUUUUGGAAGUGGAGUGGGAGCCUUCACGUUCUGAAGUGCUGGUACGAUGCAGACAGGGGAGAGGGUGGGAAGUAGGGACGGCUUGUACGGGGGUGUGCUCUGUAUACAGUGUACAGAUUAUCGCUUGCUUCUCUGCCUUUAGCAUAGAACACAAAAAGGAAGUAAAAAAAAAAAAAAUUACAGGACAAAUUCAACACAGCCAUACGAUAACUCAAAAAAAUAAAAUAACAGAAGUGUGCUUUCUAUGUUGUCUGGAGUGAAACUGCUUCAUACAAGCUGCUAGGUGCAAACUGUUCUGGUGUGAUGUAAACAAGCAAUAACGAUUACUUGAGAAUCUCUUGGUUAUUUUAUUUUUUUGGUGUGUUUUUGUUUUUGUAAUUUUUGUACAGUUUCCUGAAGAAGAAGAAGAAGAAGAAAAAACGGACACACUUUUGCUCCAUGUUUGGAUGCAGUAUUAAACAACGUUUUUUUUAUUGCAGUUUGUACCAAGAAAGUCUACAUCCACACACAGCGUUCCUAUUAGAUUAUGCAGCACUGGCUCGGGGGGGCCCAGAGAGAGAAAGAGAGAGGCAUGUCCGUGAUCCACCGCCCCCAUGAUGACAAAUGCUCUCUCCGCCUCCAGCCAUUCGUCUAUAGCAGAGGUCAGAGUUAAGACUGCACGGUUCACGAGACCUGCUCUGACAGACACUUAGCCAUAUUUUAUGACCUCAGGCGGUUAGUCUAACUGUAAAGUGUUCAGUAAUGACAUGCUAUUUUUGUGGCCCCAGUAGGGGUUCGGUUUGACCUUCACUAGAUCUGAAGCGAGUCAUCUUCUCUAACCUCAAAACGUACAUUUUUCCUCAAAGAGACAAACCUUUUUUAUAUCGACUAUAUUAAACCCAGGACAGACAUGGAGCAAAGCCAAAAAAAUCCUCAGCCACCUCUCAAUUGGAUUUUCAGAAUUCUACCAGCUUUUAUUUCCACAGCGAGAGACGACCUGUUGGCUCGCGCUCUGACCGAGGCCCUAACGACAAACACACACGAUGAUGUCACUUAACAGGGUCUAAUGUAAAUGUUAUUGCCGCAUUAAAACACGACGACGAAUCAUUCUGAAUGUAUUGUCAUUAACGGCCUAUGGAUGUGACUGACGGUGUUCCUUGUCAACAUGUUGACAACGCAGGUGUUGAGCAGUCACACCAUGAAUCUCUCAGCAUUUACACAGGAAGUCGCCCAUCGUUGCUCAUUCUUUCUGAAAGCGUUCUUUAUGAAAUUUGAAGCUGUAGCAAGUCAACUUUGGGACGGAGGACGUCUGCUGUCGUGUCCUGUCCGUCCUCGCCACUGAUGUCACGCAGGUGUUUUUUCGCCGCAGGCCCACAGGAGAUCACGCUUCUUUGACAAAAGCUGUUUUGAUUGUAAAAUACAGUCGUGCAGAACAAGCCUUUUUCAGCCAUUUUAAAAGAAUGAUUCAGAGCCCUUUGCAAAUUUCCAAAGAUUGUCGAGAUUUUGAAAACUUAAAGCCAUGUGGUAGCAAUGCAUUUUUUAGCAUUUAUAAUGAGGACGGGUGCAAAGAGAUGAUUUUUUGCCCCUUUACAAAUAUCCAGGCUUCGGACCCACUAAACGAAAAUACGUUGUUUCUCUCUUUUAACUUAUGGUUUUGAAGAACUUUAAAUGCCCUUUUGUAUUGUCUGCAAAUUUCUUAGAGCUAAGAUGCAACCUUGAAAUGCUAAGAACCCUAGCAUAAUGCCUUAGAUUUCGUCCGUUUUUGUUCUUGUACAUUACACCGCUGUCUGUAUAAAUUUGUAUAAUGACUGUGUACAAUAUUGAAUGGGUGCAUCAUUCUCUAGGUUGAAAUGUCCCUCAUCAUCGCUCUCUGUUCGGCUUUGGGUUGAAGACUCUGUUGAUUUCAUUUCCGCCCCCUCCUCCCUCGCUCCUUCCCUCCCUCCGCACUGUUUGUAUGGAGAAGAUAAUACAUAGGGAUAUUGAAGCAAUAUGUAAUAUACUAUAUGGACUUUACUGAAGAAAGCUUACUGUUGUGUUUUCCCCCCUGGGAUAUUUUUCUUUUUCUGCAUCGUUCACAGGAAUCACACUGUACACCCGCAUCCACCUUCGUACCCCUAGUGUGUGAGCGUUUUAUGCAAAAUUAGAUAUACAAGAGAAGUUAAAACCACAGUUAUGCAAGUUGUGAACUAAUAUGGCUUCGCUGAUGCUAUUUGCCUUGUAAAUAAAGAAUUCUGUUAUUGCAAUAUUUAA